CUUCGGUGCGGCGCGCUGAGCGGUGCUGGGCGCGGCCAUGCAAGCGCGGCGUCUGGCCAAGCGCUCCAGUCUGGGCAACCGGCGCUUAAACACGGCGGGGCCGCCCUCGGCCGCGCAGCCUUUCCCGGAAUCGGGGGGCCGCGGCGUAACGAAGACCGAAAACUCCUGGAGGCCGCCUCGGCGCGAGGGCUCGGCAGCCGCCCUCGAGGAGGAGGACGAAGAGGAGGACGUGGUGGUGGACGUCGAGGAGGACGACGACGCCGACGAGGCGGAGGAGUUGGCCGGGUCGGGCAAGGGCCACGCGGCCGCCCGGGUAAGCCUGAAGGUAACCAGCAUAAAGCGUGAAAUGACCUUUGCAGCAUUUCAAAAGGAAGAUCUAAAAAGUGAUCUAAAUCAAAAACUCUCAGAUCAGCAAUUUUUUGUGUUGGCUAUGAAGGAAGAAGAUUCAAAAACAGCAGACACCAAAAAAAUUGGCAGAAUUCAUGAUCAUGAAAAAGAAAAUACUCGUUCUAUCUGUCUUCUUGAACAGAAGCGCAAAGUUGUAUCUUCAAACAUUGAUGUGCCUCCUACAAGAAAAUCUUCAGAAGAAGUGGACAUGGAUAAAGUCACGGCAGCUAUGGUUCUAACUACUUUAUCCACCAGCCCUUUGGUUCGCAGCCCCCCAAUCCGUCCUAAUGAAUCCUUAAAUGGAUCCUGGAAAGAAGGAGGAUUUGUGCCUUCCAGUACCAGUAGCAGUGGGUAUUGGAGCUGGAGUGCCCCAAGUGACCAAUCAAACCCAUCUACUCCAUCACCUCCCCUUUCUGCUGACAGCUUCAAACCAUUUCGAUUACCAUCUCAAACAGAUGAUGGCAUUGACGAGGCUGAAACUAGCAGUCUUCUUUUUGAUGAACCCAUUCCUAGGAAAAGGAAGAACUCCAUGAAAGUAAUGUUUAAAUGCCUUUGGAAAAACUGUGGAAAGGUACUAAGCACUGCUGUUGGCAUUCAGAAACACAUCCGGACUAUUCAUCUUGGACGUGUAGGAGAAUCUGACUACAGUGACGGAGAGGAAGAUUUUUACUACACAGAGAUACGUCUCAACACUGACUCAGUAGCUGAUGGAUUAAAUAGUUUAUCUCCAGUUUCACCCUCUCUAGCAUCUCUUCCUUUUUUUCCAUCCCAAGAUGGGAACAGAAGUGAACUAUCAUGUGCCAAAACAGAUGCUAAAGGGAUGACUCCUCUAAGCCGUUCAGCUCCUACCAACCUCUACCUCAUUCACUCUGAUCAUGCUUACCAGGCUACAGCUCCUGUGAACAUUCCAGGGUCAGCCAAGUUUACUCCCAAUGGAAAAAGCUUUAGCAUCUCUUGGCAGACACCCACAGUUACCUUCACUGGCCUUCCAGUUUCACCAACUCACACACGGCAUGUCGGGAUCGGAGAACAAAAGCACCAGAUCCACGCUGUUCUUUCAUCACCACCUAGAGCAUCAGUUGGCCUCAGAAAACCUAGAGGAGAGGGCAAGAAAUGUCGCAAAGUAUAUGGGAUGGAAAAUAGAGAUAUGUGGUGUACAGCUUGUCGUUGGAAGAAGGCCUGCCAAAGGUUUAUUGAUUGAAGCCCAGAAACAAUACGGAGUUGUGUAUAAUAGGGUUCCCUUGCUGCAACCGUGCAGUGUGACUCUUCCCACCUCCUUGAGUGCUGAUGUCUAUUGAAGACUGGCACUCUAAAGCAAAUAUAUUCAUUUCAAGGGGAAGGACUUCUCAAAAACCUAUACGCAGCAAUAUAGGAAAAACUCAACAAAAUCUUUACCAAGUUUUGAAUCAGGAGCAGCUAUAUGCAUCUUUCUGGAACAAAAUCUGUUUUUAAUACCUUGAACAACUCGCCUGCCAGGACAUUUGUCUUACAUACUACAUCAUGAUCAGUAUUUCACCUUUGGAAUCACUUAAAGCCAAGAUUAAGUGAUGCUACUUUUCUGAGAAUGAAGUAAAUGAAACACAAAUACACGCGUGCAUACACAGACACACUAAACUUUAGAAAUAAGCUACUUUUUUCUCAAGAGCAGCUCUCCCAAAAGUGGUAAAUAAUUCUAUUGUGAACAGUCUUGAUUCAGCGUCUGGUGCUUGUCCUUUAAGGAUAAUGGAAAGAUGCUUUGCUAAAGGGGCAAGAAAUUUAAGAGUGAUCUCAAACUCAGACCUGAAGGUUGAGCACUUCUUGUAUCUGUCCCAAAGAAGGCUAGUUGGGGUACAAUCACCAGCAGUCCUAAGCAAAAAAAAAAACCCACACAUGGGAAAGGAGUCUGGUUUUAAAUGAACUUGGAUUGAAAUCAGCAUACAUACCAACAAAGUUUGGGUUCUGGGAUAUCUUCUUAGAAGUAAGUACUGGAAAAUGUUGACCAUCUCACAGUGCUAAAGGCUCCGCUCAGACUAAUGGGCAGCCCAGUGGAUUUCAUCAACAUUAAUUCAGGGAUGUGAUCGACCCAGCAGCUUUUCCCCUGCUUUUUACGCCAUUUCUAGGUUAACAUUUUAGUUCAAAGAGCAAAUUAUCACUUCAGGGGAUAGAGAUUAAAAGGACAAACUGGUUUUUCACUUCCCGACAUGUAAAAUAUGAGUGCAGCAAAGCAGAUGUCUGUAUGUAAAAAAAUCCCAUUGGUUAUAAAGUUCUUUCAAUAUCAGAAAUAAAAGCCUUCACGCUGGCUUGCACUUUCAUAGGUUUUUGUGCUUUAGUGUAAUUUAAUCUUCAUUUGGCCCAUGAGAUAGACUGUUGUAGCUGUGGUGUAAAUUGAGCUAAUGCUUGAGAAUCAGUAGAAAGUUUGGACAUAGGUUACUGGAAAUAAUGUCUACAGAUUGCCUAUUAAAAUAAAGGAAUUCCUAUAAGAGCACUACCACAUAUUAAUAUAAAUACGGCUUGUGCUCAAGACCUUCCUGGUGGAUAUUGUCCUUUGAUAUUAACUCCAGUGGGAUGAGAUAGGUAUCCCAAGUUGGGAAAACAAGAGCAAGAAUGGAAGCCCUUGAUGCUGUUGUAUGAUGACAAGUCAGAAAUAAAUUUUAUUGGGGAAGGGGGGUAGAGGAACCACUGAUGGUCUAUAUUAUAAAUCACUAUUAUGUAGAGUGUCUGCCUAUAAUAAAUAUAAAAAAGCACAAAUUUUAAUUAAAACAAAGAUUAUUAAGCUAGGGCUGACUCUUCUAUAAACUUCAGAAUGAUUAAGUUAGCUUUAGCGCAAUGAUAAUAUUAAAAGAAUUCAGGUAGGCCUGGAACCGUCUUCCAAAAUAAGGCUAUCUGGUUGAAAACACUUCUACUGUACUGAUAAAAGGCUUCUUGUACUAAGCAUUUUCAUCAGAUAUUCAUCCAGCUUUCUCAUUGUCUUCAAAAAGCGCAAUUUUAUAGCAUGUGAUUCCACUCAUAAGUAGAGAAUAGGAAAUUUCUUUCUUGAGAUUUGGUGGGAAAGUCAGAAAAAGGAAUGAAAUCGACAUAUAUUGCUUUUUUCCCCCCUUUAUAGUUUGAUCUUUAACUGUUCAGCUUAACUAUCAGUGUCUAGCAAAAGUAAGAUUUAGGAAAAUCUGAGGUUGUAUGUGCUUAUUUAUUUAUUUAACAGAAAAUUGUAUUUGUCAGAUAUUUCUUUGGAUCAUAGUAUUUACAGGGAGAUGACAACUAAUUUUGAAAGAGUAUAUUAUAUAAUAAUCACGUCUGCAUUCUAACUUGAAUGUGUUAUUUUGCACUCCUAUAAUUGUGUUGAAAUAUAUCUCUGGCUGCAUGCAUGGUCUAUCCAAAAUUCACUAAUAAAUUGUUCUGACCUGCUGCUUCAUGGCCAGUAUAUGUUCUGAAGGAAAUACCAAGUAUGGCUUUAUGUAUUUUUUCCUAAUUUCACAUACAAAAAAGUAAUAGAGUUCACAUUUGCUGGCAUUCCUGUUUAAAGAUUUCUAAAUGAUAGGGCUACAGACAGGGAGGAGGUCUGCUUGAAAGCACAGAGGAUUUCCACUGUGGUCAAAAUUAAGCUAAGUAGGUUUGAGCUAACCAAAGACAGCUUAAUAAAAUUAAGCUAACACUCUUGAUAUAGAAAAAAACAACCUCAAAAUCACCUGGAAAGCUAGAGUGCUAUAAUGAAUUACUAAAUUUUUCAUACAUUGAAAGUAGGUGUGCAUUUACCUUAACAAAAGUUCAGGCUGGAAUGUAUUGAAUUGAUUUUCUUUCAUUGGGCUUUAUUUGCAUCAUCCUAUUUUCUUCCUUUAGUUUGGUAUUUCUUUUCACAGGAUGUAUGCCAUACAAUUUUUAAAAAAAUAUAACUUAGUUGAAUCAGCUGUUGGUGUAAAUUGUGAUCACAUGCCCUGGAGAUACCAAGACAGAAGUGGAAAAAAUCGUUUUAAGACCAUGCUGGCGAACCUAUGGCACGCGUGCCACAGAUGGCACACAGAGCCAUAUUUGUUGGCACACCAGCCGUCAUCUCUGGCACACAUGCGCACACCGGCCAGCUGAUUUUUCACCCUUCUGGAGGCCAGGAGAGGUCAUUUUACCCUCCCCAAGCUGAAGGCUUCCUGCCCACCAUACACAGGUGGGCGAGCACGCACACGUGCGCAAUAGUGCAUGUGUGCCCAAUUUUGGCAUGCCAUAAGAAAAAGAUUUGCCAUCACUCUUCUAAGAUAUAUGGGUUGGUCAUUGUUGGAAAUAAGUGAUUUAUUGCAUAUGUAUUCAAAUUGAGAUAGAAAUUAUAAUAUAUGCCAAAUAAUAUUGGUAAAUUUAUUAUUCCUACUUUAUGUUAUGUUCUCAAAAUGUUCAAAGCAGACGUAAAUACAUGUUAUUAUAAUCAGACUCCACAUUCCUAGGAAUUUUAAACUUGGUCAUUCAGUAUUUUUAUUACACAUUUUUCUAAUUAACUCUGCACUCUUGAGGGUUAGAAAAUUUUAAAGAUAGAAAAAUAAUCAUAGGAUAAUAACUGUUUGCCAAAUAUCGUUCAUUUAUGUGCAAUAUAGCCUUUGUAAGUUCAUUUAUUGCUUUUUCCUAUCCUCAAUUUUUGGUUUUGCAGACUUUUACUGAGUAUGUUCAACUUCAACAGUGAAAACGUUUUUAUCUUUAUAGAGAUAUUUGAACAACUUUUUCCCAUAGUUAGAUUAAAGGCAACUGACCUAAGAUAGGAUUUGCUUGCUUAUACUUUAUAUGACAUUACUGCCAGAUAAUUCUGUUGGAUCUCUAUUCUGUACUAUAAAGAGACAAGCAUAAUUUGGCAGUAGAACUGCUGGAAUUUGCCUUGUUCUAUUUAAUAAGUGUUCUUCAUAACAUUGAUUGUAACAUAAUAAAUUCUUUUUAUUGCUGGAGAAUUUCAAUAGGGCUUUAAACUUACCAAAAGACCCAGGAAAUAGGUGCUAACCAGAACUGUAGCUUAGAAUUAGAGAUAUGGUAAGCAAGGGGGUUGCAGUUAGUGUUUCAUAAGACUUUUUAAAAUAUAAAUUACUGCUUACUUACUUAUAAAUAAUUUCAAAAUUAUUUAUAAGAUAUCACUGAGGUUUUGAGAAAUGCAAAAUAUUUUCCCAACUCUCCCUGAUACUUUUCUUAACAUGUUUUCUUAACAACUUAUGAGCCACGAUGGCGCAAUGGUUAGAGUGCAGUACUGCAGGCUACUUCUGCGGACUGCCGGCUACCUGUAAUUUGCCAAUUCAAAUCUCACCAGGCUCCAGGUUGACUCAGCCUUCCAUCCUUCCAAGGUGGGUAAAAUGAGGACCCA
Messenger RNA from Thamnophis sirtalis, 5686 nucleotides. RefSeq names its product zinc finger protein 704 (gene ZNF704). Gene Ontology annotation, molecular function: RNA polymerase II cis-regulatory region sequence-specific DNA binding; DNA-binding transcription factor activity. Gene Ontology annotation, cellular component: nucleus. The record is from RefSeq and is a predicted model, not a curated record. Gene Ontology annotation, biological process: regulation of transcription by RNA polymerase II. Lineage: Eukaryota; Metazoa; Chordata; Lepidosauria; Squamata; Natricidae.